AUGGAGUUCGGGCUGCUCAGCGAGGCAGAGGCUCGGAGCCCUGCCCUGUCCCUGUCAGAUGCAGGCACUCCACACGCUACGCUCCCGGAACACGGCUGCAAGGGUCAGGAGCACAGUGACUCGGAGAAGGCCUCGGCCUCACUGCCGGGGGGCUCCCCCGAAGACGGUUCUCUGAAGAAGAAGCAGCGGCGGCAGCGUACGCACUUCACUAGCCAGCAGCUGCAGGAGCUGGAGGCCACCUUCCAGAGGAAUCGCUACCCCGACAUGAGCACGCGCGAAGAGAUCGCCGUGUGGACCAACCUCACCGAGGCCCGCGUGCGGGUGUGGUUCAAGAACAGACGCGCCAAGUGGCGGAAGCGAGAGCGCAGCCAGCAGGCGGAGCUGUGCAAAGGUGGCUUCACAGCCCCGCUCGGGGGCCUGGUGCCGCCCUACGAGGAGGUGUACCCCGGCUACUCGUAUGGCAACUGGCCGCCCAAGGCACUUGCCCCGCCGCUCGCCGCCAAGACCUUCCCGUUCGCCUUCAACUCGGUCAACGUGGGGCCUCUGGCCUCGCAGCCUGUGUUCUCACCACCCAGCUCCAUUGCCGCCUCCAUGGUGCCCUCGGCCGCCGCUGCUCCGGGCACAGUACCAGGUCCCGGAGCCUUGCAGGGCCUGGGAGGGGCACCCCCGGGGUUGGCUCCAGCGGCCGUGUCCUCCGGGGCAGUGUCCUGCCCUUACGCCUCGGCAGCAGCAGCCGCCGCUGCAGCCGCCUCCUCCCCCUAUGUAUAUCGGGACCCGUGUAACUCGAGCCUGGCUAGCUUACGGCUCAAAGCCAAACAGCACGCCUCUUUCAGCUACCCCGCCGUGCCCGGGCCGCCUCCUGCCGCCAACCUCAGCCCCUGCCAGUACGCCGUGGAACGCCCAGUGUGA
Arvicola amphibius (Eurasian water vole) is the source of this 909-nucleotide messenger RNA. RefSeq names its product paired like homeodomain 3 (gene Pitx3). NCBI's taxonomy places the organism in Eukaryota, Metazoa, Chordata, Mammalia, Rodentia, Cricetidae. The transcript is spliced from 3 exons. Gene Ontology annotation, cellular component: nucleus. Gene Ontology annotation, biological process: anatomical structure morphogenesis; regulation of transcription by RNA polymerase II. The record is from RefSeq and is a predicted model, not a curated record. Gene Ontology annotation, molecular function: RNA polymerase II cis-regulatory region sequence-specific DNA binding; DNA-binding transcription factor activity, RNA polymerase II-specific. Bases 1 to 909 code for a protein of 302 amino acids.